Lymnaea stagnalis (great pond snail) is the source of this 1035-nucleotide messenger RNA. NCBI's taxonomy places the organism in Eukaryota, Metazoa, Mollusca, Gastropoda, Lymnaeidae. The record is from the annotation of a GenBank genome assembly.
AUUUCUGUUUUAGCCGUCAUGCUCACGACAUUCACCAUCUUAGCUAAUCUCACCAUCGUCGUAGCCAUGUUUGUGUCACGUGGCAAAGGAUCCAGCCAUAACGACCACAAGAUCACACAGCUUCUGAUGGCGUCCAUGGCAUGCAUCGAUUUGAUCUUUGCUCUAUUCCACAUGCCGUUUGGCGUUGCCCAGCUGAUAUACAACGGGAAGUGGAUUCUUGGGACAAAGUUUUGCAACGUCUGGCUCAACGUCGGUAAUGAUCUGUGCGGCAUCACCGCCUGUCACAUACUGUGCAUAGCUAUAGAUAAAUACAUGGCCGUGUGUAAGCCGCUUGUGUAUAGAUUCCUUACUAAAAGAAUCGGUCAACUGAUGGUCAUUCUAUCCUGGUUUCUUCCGAGUGGUAUCUUCCUACUGCCUCUGGUGACGGACUUCUUCCAGAAGGGCAAUGAAGAUUUAAUCAAGUGCCGUGAUCAGCUGAUGAUAUGCAGUUCAAUGUAUAACAAACACGUUCUUAUAACAGUAUUUGUGGUGGCCUUUUAUCUGCCCAUGUGCGCUACAUAUGUUCUGUAUGGAUUUAUAUUCUACGAGAUUUGGAAAUUCAACAAGCGAAGUUCUAGACAAGUCAGAGGCAAGAGUUGUGGAGAGCAUGUACAGCCAAAAGUUUUUAGGACAGAGUUUUCAGCAGCGUGUCAGAGACUUCAGUCACCCGCCCAUCCAAGAUUGUUAUUUAGCUCCAAUACACCGAAGCCAUUCGAACCACCGGAUCUGAACAAUACAAUUUUGCCUCGUCGAAUAAUGAGAAAUGUCAAGGCUAUUCGCACACUGGGGACCAUCGUGCUGAGCUUCACCGUCUGCUGGGUGCCGCUAUGGUUUUUCGUUGUUGUGUAUGUUUACCUUGACUUCGAGUUUCCUCUGUGGUCGAUGUUGAUUACAAGUUGGAUUACUUACAUGAACUCGGCCAUCAACCCGGUGCUGUACAGCUUUUUCAAGCCUAUAAGGGUCGCGCUUAAACGCAUCCUUUGCAGUUUCAAAUAA